AUGGAAGAAGAUGGUCUCAAUUCCGACAAACUGACUACAUCUCGUCAAAUGCUCGUGAACAUGCAUCGAUUCCUGGAGAAGUUCAUGCGACCUCGUAAGGCAGAAGUCUGGGAGGCAAUAAUGGCAAGAUGCGGCAACAACGUGUUGAAGCCGGAAUUCGUCCGGAUAUCCUGGGUAAUGUUUUGGAACGCAAUCCGCAAGGUCGAUAUUCAGCAGGACUGGAAUGAGUGGAAUCCGUUCUGGUUGCCUGGUGUACCUUCGCCAUUUAAAAGCAACUCCACCGACAUGGACAUAGAAGUCCCGGACUUUGUCUGGAAUUCGACAGUCUACGUAAAUCAGACAGAAACCCACUUCCUACGAGACUGGCAUGCGCUAGUGGUGUUUAAUUUGUUCUUUUGUGAACACCCCCACUUUGGACACACCUAUUUAUGUCCGGAUAGCUGCUUCGGCAGGCGGAAACCGAAUCAGCCACGGAAAGAGAUAGGAAAUCCGUGCGCUGGGGUGAAGGACACUCGAACAUCUGCCUGCACCUCGAAACCCGAGGCUUGGUCCGGAGCCCUCGCGCGAAUGUGGUGGCAGCUGGAGAAUCCAACAGAAGCGCUGACUCGCGAUCUCACGAGGGGCAGUUUUUCGUGGAUCGUGGAGAAUCGUGGCUGCUACGCGUGCGACUGCGACGACGGCUACGGCUGGAAUGACGAGGAGUUAUUCUGUGACAAGGACUUAGGCAAGCAGAAGUACUGCGAUCCGGUCACGCUGAAGCCCUGCUUGCUACCGGGAGCCAAGUCCUGCAGGAUUAACGAUGUCACUGGAGAAGCGAUUUGCACCUGCCACCCGCAGUACACGGGAAACUUUUGCGAAAAACUGCGAGACCCCUGUUAUGAACCCGAAAUCAAUGUGACGCUGAGCGAUGGAAAACGGCUCCAGCUUGUGAGUGGACAGGACAUGUGCCAGAUCGACAUGGCAGGACACCCCUCCCUGCCCGAAUACAAGGAGGUCUCAGCGGAGAGCAACGCCACAGGAGUUCCGUCCAUAGACCUCAUUCCACUGCCUCGCCACUCCAAGUGUUUCGGCAAACCCGGCUCCGACGAGUACUUCUGCCGAUGCGAGGCACCGUUCGUGGAGGACGUCAGUCUAGACAGUCCCAACUGCCUCCUCCAAGUGGGCUCGUGUGACUCCAAGCUGUGCCUUCACGGCACCUGCGUGACCACCGCCAACCAACGCGGCAAAGCCCUUUGCAUGUGCUACCCGGGCUUUGAUGGACCCCACUGCGAUCACCGAGCAAGUGCAGUUUGUUUGAAUGAGCCCCGGCCAAGUUCAGUUUUGGCGCUAAAAGUUGAAGAGUGGACUGUUUGGUCAUCCUGCAAACCAGCCUGUGGACGACGUCGCAGGCGCACACGAACGCGCGUCGUUCUACCUCAGGAGGAGAAUCAUCCAAUGGACACCAUUCGACAGAUUGAGGUCUGUCCACCAAGACUGGGUAACGACUGUGCGGCGCCAGGCGUGCAACGCAAAACCUACACCGACGCCAACGCCGAAGAAGACCCCACUACCUUUGAGGACUACUUCAUUACAGCCAAUCCAGAAAUGCUGAAGCUCCAAGCGCUUGUCGCGGCCACGGCCGUCUUGAUCAUACUUUUCAUUCAGAUCCUUCGAUCAAUAACCUUUAUGCUUGUACUCUAA
Mesocestoides corti is the source of this 1680-nucleotide messenger RNA. Lineage: Eukaryota; Metazoa; Platyhelminthes; Cestoda; Cyclophyllidea; Mesocestoididae. The record is from the annotation of a GenBank genome assembly.